Messenger RNA from Aspergillus nidulans FGSC A4, 705 nucleotides. RefSeq names its product glycoside hydrolase family 128 protein. The record is from RefSeq and is a predicted model, not a curated record. Bases 1 to 705 code for a protein of 234 amino acids. Lineage: Eukaryota; Fungi; Ascomycota; Eurotiomycetes; Eurotiales; Aspergillaceae. The transcript has 2 exons.
AUGGCUUUCAAGACCGCCAGCUUUGUGCUUUACCUUCUGGGCCCGACCCUUACCUUUGCUCAGGAAAAGCGCGGACUCGCUUACAACGACGGUGCUCUCGCAAAUCUCUUCAGCGGACAUAGUCAAGUCUCUUGGGGCUACAAUUGGGGCUCUGAUGGCAACGGCCUCGAUACUGCACUGAAUUUCACGCCAAUGCUAUGGGGGCUAGCUUCCCGCCUGAGUCCAGAGUGGACAGCGGCCGUGGAAGGAGAGGGUGUUGAGGCCAUCCUUGGCUUCAAUGAGCCCGACCUCGAUGCACAUUCGAACAUUACCCCUUCUGAUGCUUCCCGCCGGAUACCUGUGACAAACGGGUCUCCUCCAAACAUGGGAAUUGGGUGGAUGGAUCAGUUCUUCGAGCACUGUACGACGUGCACGAUCGACUUCGUGACGAUUCACUGGUACGCGAACAAUGACCCACAGGGUUUCAAGUCACACGUGCAGCAAUUCUACGACAAGUACAGGCUCCCAAUCUGGAUUACCGAAUUCGCAGCAAGUGGCUCUGAAGAGGAGCAGAUCUCGUUCCUGCAGGCUGUUCUCCCUUGGCUCGACUCGCAGCCCUAUGUCGAGCGAUACGCGUAUUUCGGUGUUUUCCCGGGGUUUUUGGUCAAUGAGAAUGGAGAUGGUCUUUCGCGGCUGGGCCAGGUGUAUGCCACGUGCAGUAGAUAG